Molecule: messenger RNA, 655 nt
Organism: Xyrauchen texanus (razorback sucker)
Lineage: Eukaryota; Metazoa; Chordata; Actinopteri; Cypriniformes; Catostomidae
Product: 39S ribosomal protein L32, mitochondrial-like
Exons: 3
Coding region: 83-607 (174 amino acids)
Biological process (GO): translation
Cellular component (GO): mitochondrial large ribosomal subunit
Molecular function (GO): structural constituent of ribosome
Source: RefSeq, a predicted model, not a curated record
GGGUCUGUGUUUAGCAAUGACCGUGAGGAUGUUUGGUGUGUACGAGUUGAAUUAAUGGAAUAAAACAUAGAACGGAAGAAUAAUGUCGCUAUCUGGUUUAGUUCGGUUUUUCAGACAAUCUCUUCAGCGUCUGGAACUCAGCUUAGCUCAAGCGGCGGGAUUUGACAGAAGCUUGUGUCCAGCUCUGGCAGUGAAUGGUCCCAGCAUUCUCCCGCAAGCCCAUAACAGCAAUAAAGAAAACCCAGAGCCCAGUUUCAUGGACAGUAUCUUUUGGAUGGCAGCUCCAAAAAAGAGACGAACCAUCGAAGUGAAUCGCUGCAGAAGACGAAACCCAAAUAAUCUGAUAGAAGUCAAGAACAAUAUUGAGCCAUGUACAGAGUGUGGCAACAUGAAAUUGAAGCAUGUUUUGUGUGGAUUUUGCUAUGAAAAGGUCAGGAAGGAGACUGCGAUGAUACGAAAGCAAAUCUCCAUCAUGGAAGGUGGACCUCUAAAUACUCCUGCUGUGGAAUCUGUUGUUUUGUAUGACAAUGAAACUCCUUCUGAUGCAGACAAGGGCAAGAGAAUAAUCGAAAACAGCAGGAAACGUCCAUAUUGGUUUAAAAUGUAAUAUAUGUAUUUACAGUGAAAUAAAGACAUACUGUUUUGUUUAAUAAAU